AUCAUGAAAAAGACCUAAUGAAUAGAAAAUGCGAAAAAAUAAAGAUAUUUGCCGAUUUGAAUUUCCCGCCAUUUUCAAAUUCCCGAAUCUCGAUGUCUUUCCGGAAAUUACCGAACUUUCCAGAGAGAGAAUCCAAUAUGGCUGAAGAAAUGAGGAGUCAAAUUUUGUAAAAAUAUCGCAAAUUUGUACUCAUGUGGGGCCAUAUAGAUAAUCGUUUUGGAUUCAGAACAGAGCUAAAAUUUCAGGGACACUAUUGGAACAGAAAUCAGAAGGCUUCAAUUCAAUUUGAGGCUUUCGUUGUAUUAUAAAUGGAAGUAUGAAUUUAGACUCGUUGUCCUUUGCGUUGUCUCAAAUAACUUAUUCAGUGGCUAAUUUGACGAAGAAAAACUACAAAUCAAGUAUAUCAGAUAUAUCAAAUCUUGUAACGAAUCACGGUGCGGAGGCAGAGCGGCACUUGUUACGGUGUCUGUUUUCUAACGUUGACUUCUCAGGUGAUGGUAAAACAACAGGGAAGGAUUACCACCAGAUCCAGUAUUUAAUCCAAGAGUCAUCCCUGUUAAUUACCAAGCCUAACUUUGUGUCUAUUCUGUGUUACGCAGUUGACAACCCUCUGCACCAACAGAAGAGUAUCCGGCCCUCCACACAAUUGAUAUCACAAAUCAGUAGAGUUCUGAAGCUGUCCCAUGUUCAGGAGAUUGCAUUCAGUCUAGCACUUCUACAUUCAUCAAACCCAGAAACCACCAACUGUGCACAGCAGUUCUUGAAGCAAAAUUUGCCAGAUCUUGUCAGGUCUUAUAUCGAUAGAGAUUCCGUUGCUGAAGGUGGCCUGCACGACGCUCCCAUCGAACUGCUACAUCUCUUGUUAACACAGAAAGAUCAGUCUGGUAUCACGCCCGAGCAGAAGGAAGCAUUUUUAGAAGCACUCAGAAAAGAUUUUCCCCGUGUAAGGGUACCAGUGAUCCUUGCCCCUCUAUUAUUUCCUGAAGCGCAAGAUCUUGUACUGGAAAAGAGCAUAUCCUCUGAGGGUAUAAACAUGUCAAAAACCAUGAUGGAAGGCUCUUUAGCAGACAUGCUAUUGGAAUCUGGCUACAGUUGCACAGCAAACAUUGAUGAAUGUCGUCAGACCCUGGUGCAGUUUGGAGCUCGAGAGAUCACAGCCCCCUCUAUAGCUAGAGUUCUAGGAAUGAUGGCCCGAACGCCUACUGGCCUAACUGACCAAAUACCAAUACAGUCUAUGAACUCCCAGUGGAAUGAUAAAGACAAGUCAGAAUCUAGUGGAAUCAGCACAUGGAACGUUGACAUCUUUGUGCAAGUUGUCCUGGAUCUGGCUCCUCAUUUGAACUGGCGUGAUGUUGUGAGUGAACUGGAUCACCCAGGAUUCAUUGUUCUUGGGAAGUCGGGGUUACGUCUGCUCGUCCAGGCUUUGUUCCGUGGAUUACAAGAUGUCUUCCCCAUAGAAUUAUUGUACAGACCUUGGAAAAAUACAGAAGGCCAGCUCUCUUGGAUCAAUCAUUCACUGCGGCACCAUGAUGUGUUCUGUUUUGCCGACUACCCGUGUCACACAGUCGUAAUAGACAUACUGAAAACUCCGCCUGAUGAUGAGAACAGGGAAAUAGCCACAUGGAAGUCCCUCGAUCUGGUAGAGACCUUACUACGCCUGUGUGAAGCAGGCCACUAUCAAACUGUCUCCGAACUAUUCAAGUUCCCUAUACAGCAUUGUCCAGACAUGUUGGUCCUAGCUCUCUUACAGAUAACACCAUCAUGGAACACAUUGAAGCAUGAAUUGAUCUCCAAUUUGAUGCCAAUAUUUCUGGGUAACCACCCCAACUCUGCGAUAGUGUUACACUAUGCCUGGCACUGUCAGGGUCAAUCCACGACCAUACGCACACUGAUAAUGCACAGCAUGGCUGAGUGGUACAUGCGCGGGGACCACCAUGAUCAAUCAAGACUUUCACGGAUAUUAGACGUGGCUCAAGACUUAAAGGCUCUUUCUAUGUUAUUGAAUGCCACACCAUUUGCCUUUGUGAUAGAUCUGGCUUGUCUGGCUUCAAGGAGGGAAUACCUGAAACUGGACAAAUGGCUCUCUGAUAAAAUAAGAGAACAUGGUGAGCCAUUCAUCCAGGCAUCAGUGAACUUCCUGAAGCGAAGAUGUCCACAGUUGGUAGGAGCCAUAAAGGAUGACCCUAGUCAAAACAAAAGUCAGCAACUGCCCCCAGAUACUCUAGCCAUCAUGCUGGCAUGUUUACAGGCUUGUGCUCAGAAUGUAACACAAGAACUAGCAGAGUCUAUAUUGACAAUGGUAGCUAAUGCUAAUGUGAUAAUGCGCCAGCCACGUCAGGCUGCACCAGGAGUUGUGGGUGCUAAGCCUAUAGCGCCACCUGGCCCUUCACCCGCCAUCAGUGGACCAAUCACAAACCCUAUGGAACAACUAAGUGGCAUCAAUGCCCUAGCAGGUUUUGGUGGAACAUCCAUCUCUGCAACCCCUGGUUUCCCUGUCAGCCUUCCAGGAUUGACAACCAGCCAAGGCUCCCCUGCCAAAGUUUUCCCGCCCCUCCCUACCAGCAGUCAACCCCCACAAAUACCUCACUCAGUGGGUGCGGGUGCAGGGUCAUUGCCCAGUGCUGGUGGGUUUAACACAAUGCAGUCCAUAACAUCACAGAUACAAGGUUUAAACAUUGGAGGGGGUCUGUCCACAGGUUUGGGUAACAGACCAACACCAUCUCUAGCCACACCAUCUCUUGGCUCCAUGAGUGCACAGGCUGCAUUGAAGCAGCAACAGACAGCAGAGCGGCUGCGGCAAGCAUCAACAGCAGCAGGAGCAGCCACAGGAGGCGACAUUGCCAACCUGUUCAACCAACAAAGUCAGUCUUUCUCCAAGGAGGUUGAGGAUGAGGCCAACUCUUACUUUCAGCGCAUUUACAACCACCCUCCUCACCCAACUAUCUCCAUUGAUGAAGUCCUUGAAAUGCUCAAGAAUUUCAAAAACUCAACUAACAAAAAAGAAAUCGAUGUUUUCAACUGCAUGCUGCGUAACUUGUUUGAGGAAUACAAGUUUUUCCCGCAGUACCCAGACAAAGAGCUACAUACUACAGCUAUGUUGUUUGGUGGCAUCAUAGAACAAGGCCUCGUCACGUACAUGGCACUAGGAAUCGCCCUAAGAUAUGUACUAGAGGCCUUGAGGAAGCCAUUCGGGGCUAAAAUAUAUUACUUUGGUAUAGCUGCAUUGGACAAGUUUCAAACCAGACUGAAGGAUUACCCCCAAUAUUGCCAACACCUAGCAGCUAUUCCACACUUUAACCAGUUCCCAGCACACCUUAUAGAAUACAUAGAGUAUGGGGCCAGGUCACAGGAGCCCCCGUUUAAACCACAGGGCUCUGUAUCAUCUGGAAGUUUGACACCAUCGACAGCUGGAACUCCGACAAUCACAACUACGAGUAUAAUGACGAGUGCUACUACAACUGCUACAUCAACCGUUACCACGGCAACUGCAACCACUAGUAGCACGCCAACACCAAAAUCAACAAUGACCUCUAUGCCAUCUGGUAAGCCUUCAAUCGCAGGGGCAACAAAUAUUGAUACUCUUCUCGCAGGGACAGAUGGCAAAGAGGAAGUGGCUGUUCCACCAGAAUCUAUCCAAGAUCGGGUCUUCUUUAUUUUCAACAACUUGUCACAGCUAAACAUGACACAGAAGGCUGAGGAAAUGGUUGAGCAGGUAGGAGAGGAGUACAUACCCUGGGUCUCUCAGUACCUGGUCAUGAAACGUGCCAGUAUAGAGCCAAAUUUCCACACACUCUAUGCAGGCUUCAUCGAUAACUUGCCCUUUAAGAACUUUAUUCAGAUGGUCAAUGACGAGACUAUAAGGAACAUCAAGGUGCUGUUACGUAGUGACAAAGGCCUGGCUAACUUCUCAGAUAGGUCACUCCUGAAGAACUUGGGCCACUGGCUAGGUAUGCUGACCCUAAGCAAGAACAAACCUAUACUACACAUUGACAUAGAUCUUAAAUCUCUCAUAUUUGAAGCUUACCAGAAAGGCCAACAAGAACUGCUCUAUGUAGUCCCUUUUGUAGCCAAGGUGUUGGAGUCAUGUUCAAAAAGCAAGGUGUUUCGACCACCAAACCCUUGGACAAUGGGCAUCAUGAACGUCCUCGCAGAGCUACAUUGUGAGCCAGACUUGAAACUGAACUUGAAGUUUGAGAUUGAGGUACUGUGUAAAGCUCUACAGGUUGACAUUAAUGAACUUUCACCCGGAGACUACUUCCACGACAAAGUACGCUUGGAGAGACUUGAGCCUCAACUUUCAGCUCCUACCAAAGAUACAUCCAUCACCCCACAGCCAACUGUAGAGGAGAAUCCAUCAGUUACUAUAGCAACAGUUGGGACGCUGUCAUCAACCACGGCUACCUCUGUGACACCAUCUGCUACAACUACAGCGGCAAUCAGCACACCUCCUCAGCCACAGUAUGUGUAUGGGGACAUCAAUGUAUCUUCACUAGGUGGACUAGCGCAACAUAUCAACAUGAGCGAUUCUAUUGGGCUGUUCCAAGCACACCCCCAGUUGAAGCAAGUGGUGCGUCCAGCUGUAGAGAGAGCAGUCAAGGAACUGUUACCACCUGUUGUAGACAGAUCAAUUAAGAUUGCUCUUACCACUUGCGAACAGAUUGUGAAAAAGGAUUUUGCUCUAGACCCAGAUGAGGCACGCAUGAGUGCAGCAGCACAUCACAUGGUACGCAACAUGACAGCUGGAAUGGCUCUUAUAACAUGCAGGGAGCCCCUACAACUCAGCAUUGCUACCAACCUACAGAAGGCUUUCCACACAACUCUCAGGGGUGCUACCCAGCCCCAGAAAGAGCUUAUAGAACAAGCUGCACAGGUCCUGGCCCAAGACAACACAGAGUUGUGCUGCGUCUUCAUACAGAAGACUGCUGUGGAGAAAGCAAUAGCUGAGAUGGACAAACGCCUAGCUACUGAGUAUGACCUACGUAAACAUGCACGUAAUGAGGGCAGGAGGUACUGUGAUCCUGUGGUGCUGACAUACCAGGCUGAACGUAUGCCUGAACAAAUCAGACUCAAGGUUGGUGGAGUGACAUCUCAGCAAAUCAUUGUCUAUGAAGAGUUUGCACGAAAUAUCCCAGGAUUCCUCACUGCUACAGAGCCCAGUAACCUUGGCAACCAGUCUCAACUCUUCCAAGGUGGCAAAGGACAGCCAUCAUUUACAACAGAUGAGAUCACUCAAAUCUAUGACAAAAUCAUCCUAGAGAUGGAGGUCCACCUACGUGCAGUUAUGGCCAACCCUACCAGUCCUCAGGUUGCUGUCCUACACAGCCUCAGGGAGUCAGUUCUCCUUGCAAGGAACUCCCGUGAAAUCGUAACGGCUGUUGCGUUGCUCCAGAAGGCUGUUGAAGGCCUCUUAGAUGGUUUAAACACAAGCAACCAGUUGGCAGCAGAUCCCGAGUUCUUGAUCAGAUAUCGUGAUUGUCAUCUAUUGGUGCUAAAGGGACUACAGGAUCAACGUGCCUAUGGACCACAGUGGACCAAUAAACACGUCACCAGGCGGCUCAUAGAAUGUAGAGAAGAUUUCCGCUACAACGUAGAUGCAGUAGAUGUGUUGAUUCGCUCACACCUGAUCACUGUGUCGACCUAUGACCUCCACCUGGCCCAAUCAAUGGAGAAUGGCUUGAACUACAUGGCUGUUGCCUUUGCCAUGUCUCUAGUCCAGAGAUAUUGUAUUGAUGAGAAGCAUAAUAGCCAGAUUAAUGAGGCUGACUUUUACAAUACAAUCGAGGCUUUAUCCAGAAUCGCAACUCACAGUCGUCAGGCCCCUGAAGGUCUGGCCAACCUCAUCGAGAACAUCAGACAACAGAAUGAUGGUGGUCUCCUGGACCGUGCCCCCAGUGGCCCAACGUCAAUGAUGCAAUCAGGUAUCUCCCAGGCGCGGGAAUUUGAUGACCCCCCAGGUCUCCAUGAAAAGACAGAAUUCUUACUCAGAGAGUGGGUGAACAUGUACCACUCUCCAGCCGCAGGAAGAGACAGCACCAAGGCAUUCUCCAUGUUUGUGGGACAGAUGCACCAACAAGGAAUUCUGAAAACAGAUGACUUGAUCACAAGAUUUUUCCGCCUCUCCACUGAGAUGUGCGUCGACUUGUGCUAUAGAGCACUAAAUGAACAGACUCAUAGCCCUACAUUGAUCAGAGCCAAAUGCUUCCACACUUUAGAUGCCUUUGUGAGGCUGAUAUCUCUCCUGGUGAAACACUCCGGGGACUCCACUAAUAGUGUCACCAAGAUCAACCUACUCAAUAAGGUGCUAGGUAUAGUGGCGGGUGUAUUACUUCAAGAUCAUGAGGUGAGGAAUACAGAGUUCCAACAACUACCUUACCACAGAAUAUUCAUCAUGCUCUUUAUUGAGCUGAAUGCACCAGAGCAGGUCCUCGAUGGUAUCAACUUCCAGAUCCUAACAGCUUUCUGUAAUACUUUCCAUAUCCUUAGACCGAGGAAGGCACCAGGGUUCGCCUAUGCUUGGCUUGAGCUCAUCUCACACAGGGUGUUCAUAGGACGCAUGCUUGCAAUCACUCCACAACAAAGGGGCUGGGGGAUGUAUGCUCAGCUAUUGAUUGACCUCAUCAAGUUCCUAUCUCCGUUCCUCAGAAAUGCUGACCUCACAAAGGCUGCUCAGUUACUCUACAAGGGCACACUGCGAGUUCUCCUGGUGCUGUUACAUGACUUCCCAGAAUUCCUCUGUGAUUACCACUACCUGUUCUGUGAUGUCAUACCACCUAACUGUAUUCAGAUGCGCAACCUCAUUCUUAGUGCAUUCCCUCGCAACAUGCGCCUCCCGGAUCCCUUUACGCCAAAUCUGAAAGUUGAUAUGUUGUCUGACAUCACACAUCCACCAAGGAUUGUUACAAACUUUACCAACAUGAUACAGCCAGCUAGCUUUAAAAAGGAUUUGGAUUCAUAUCUGAAAUCUCGAGCACCGGUGACAUUUUUAUCAGAUCUCCGCAGCAACCUGCAAGUGUCGAAUGAGCCUGGUACCCGCUACAGUAUACCUCUGAUCAAUGCUUUGGUGUUGUAUGUGGGCACACAGGCUAUCACUUACAUACAUAGUAAGGGACAGACACCUAGCAUGAGCACAAUUGCACACUCCUCACACAUGGACAUAUUCCAGAACCUAGCUGUGGAUCUUGAUACAGAAGGGCGUUAUCUGUUCCUGAAUGCCAUUGCUAACCAGUUGAGGUACCCCAACAGUCACACCCACUACUUCAGCUGUACCCUACUCUACCUAUUUGCUGAGGCUAACACUGAGGCCAUACAGGAACAGAUCACCAGGGUACUUCUAGAGAGACUCAUAGUGAAUCGUCCUCACCCAUGGGGCCUGUUGAUCACAUUCAUUGAGCUGAUUAAGAAUCCAAGUUUCAACUUCUGGAAUCAUGAGUUUGUACACUGUGCACCAGAAAUACACAAGUUGUUUGAGAGUGUAGCAAGAUCGUGUACAGUUGCCCAACCUAAACACAACACCAUGGAAACCACGCCUACCUUGGAGACAAAGAUUGCCAAUGUCUAAGACUACAAUGGAAAUAAUCAGUUCACUGAAAUUAAACUAAAUUGACUGAUUUAUGAAAGCAUUGCUUCUUAGUUGGAGGCUUUCAGAUUGAUAAAUAGAACAAUGUGUGUGAAAUAUAUGUUAUCCUCACCAAAGUGGAUAUAUUGCAAAUUGAAUACUCUACUCAAUGAUUAUGAAGUUUAGAUUCAAGUGUAUUAAUUUUAAAACCAAAGGAAUGAGAAUAAGGAGAUGAUGAGCACAAGGAGAUGAUGAGCACAGGUUAAUAUAUAAAUUAAGGAGUGUUUUCACGCUGUGUAUUUGCGUCUCGCACCAUGUGUGCGUCUGACAGUGUUCAGUGAAUGUAUCGUAAAACAGAUAGAAGUAUAUAUAAAGUAUUUUUCAAAAGGUGCAUUAUUUGUAUGGUAUACAGACUAAGAAUUCAAUGCAGUAUGUAAAGUAACAGUUGCGAUUGGAAAUAUUUUCCACAAGCUGGAUUUUUCUAUAAAAAAAACAGCAAUACAAAAAAAUCGAAAAAUAUAUAAGAAAAAUGUGUAUUGAAAAAACGUAACAAAUCAUGCAUCAGAAAUGAGUGUCUAAAGUGAGAACUAACUUUUCACUCAGAAAGGAAAAUGCUUAAAAACAGAAGUUUGACGACUCAGCAGCGGACAUAUGCUGGAGUGUGGUCAAAAUAAACGUAAGUUGAAGACUUGCGAUAAACUUUGAGAACUUUUGUCUUGUCACAAUUAAGCCACUGAAUAUGUUUAUUUUGUAUAAAGUUUUUGUGUUGCAUUCUUAUUAGAUAUUAAUAGCUUUUAGUGUAAAGAUUUAGAAUAACAUAACUGUGAACAUAUUGUAUAUUUCCAAAUAUUGUAAAAAA
This is a messenger RNA of Owenia fusiformis, 8414 nucleotides long. The record is from the annotation of a GenBank genome assembly. NCBI's taxonomy places the organism in Eukaryota, Metazoa, Annelida, Polychaeta, Sabellida, Oweniidae.